AUGAAUGAAUUUCUCGAUAAAUAUGGAACCGAUACAACUACAAACUUUCAACUUAUGAGAUGGACGAAUGAGUUAAAUAUAUCACCGUUUUAUUAUUGUAUGAGAGAUGAAAUAAAUGAUCUGAAAUAUAAGAAAGAAACUAAAAAACCUAACAGUACAACGUGGAUAAAUAAAGCGAAACCUUACUUUGUGGAUCAAAUCGGAGACACUCUUCAAGGUGAUUUAGAUAUGAACAAUUUUAGCAUAACUAAUUCAAAGUCUCCGGAAAACGAUAAUGACGCCAUUCACAAGAAAUAUUUACGAGAACAAAUAUAUUCAAUUGAAGAUAAGAUUGCAAAACAAAAAUUAGACAUUCAACAAUUGAUAGAUAACAUUCCAGAUGAAAAUGAAGAUACGUUUCAACAGGAAUUAAAUGCUCUGGAAACUAAACUUAACAGUGAAUUACAAAAAGAACUAACAAAUAUUAAAAAACAAAUACAAAACAUAGAUGAUAGCGAAAUCAAAACCUAUAUUCAACAACAAAUACAAAACAUAGAUGAUAGCGAAAUCAAAACCUAUAUACAUCAACAAAUACAGAACAUUGAUGAUAGUGUUAUUCAACAACAGAUAACUACUAUUAAUAACCUAGUUUUGAAACAGGACAAAAAUAUAGUCGCAUUAGAAAAAAAGUUUCUCAAGAAAGAAUCAUAUUAUUUCAAUCUUCCAUUUAAAAAUUUGAGAGAUUACAAUACUUCUAUUACUGAUAUUUUUGAUAGAUCAAGAGACUAUGAAUAUAAAAAAUAUGGAAUUACAGCAAAUAUUAGAGUAUAUUCUCCAACUAGUAUUAAUCACCCCCAAUAUAUUUUUGAUUCAAAUCUUGAUUUAUAUUCAAUACCUUUUAUUUUUCAUGGAAAAAUUACAAUUGAAAUAACUUUCCCCUUUCAGGUAAAAGUUGAUUCAAUAUUCUUCAAACAAAUCUCAUAUUCAUCAAAUAUAAAAUUUAUCAUUCGUAAAGUUCUUCAGUUUAUCAAUGGUACAAAAAAUGUAGAAACUAAAGAAUUAGAAAUUAACGACGAAAACACCAUGGUUGAUCACUUAUAUGAAAUUAAAACGAGUGGAAAAUAUAUAGAUAGGUUUAGAAUGUUAAUCAUACCAGAUAAAGAAAAACAUGGAUUUAUAUUGAGAGAUUUUGAUAUGAUAUUGGAAACGGAAACUCCACCAUCAAUGAAUAUUAUUAGAAAUCCAGAACCACAAAAAGAAACAAACAGUUAUGAGUUUUUACGAGCAACAGAGUUUGAAUAUGUAAAACUAUAUUUUGUUGAUAAUGAUAUAUUUACCUCAAAUGAUAUUCAUAAAAGUCAACAAAAACAAACAUUUUUAAUAAGAGAUGAUGCAUAUGUUUAUAGUUUCUAUUGA
Lottia gigantea (owl limpet) is the source of this 1395-nucleotide messenger RNA. RefSeq lists its product as hypothetical. The coding region runs from base 1 to 1395 and encodes 464 amino acids. Lineage: Eukaryota; Metazoa; Mollusca; Gastropoda; Lottiidae. The record is from RefSeq and is a predicted model, not a curated record. The transcript is spliced from 3 exons.